CUUGAGCCAAAACUUGAUUACAAAUAUUGGUUUGCAGCAAAAUCUGGAUUAAGUGAUAACGACAAGAUAGAGUUCACAAAAAAGGACCUGAGUGUUUACACGUACUUUAAUAAUCGUUACACAAAUUGACCUAGGUAGAAAUAUAAAUGAAGUCUAUGUCUCAUUGUCUGCCAUUUUAAAUAACCUGCGACCAUGUCGUCUGCAACAGUCAAUCCUGAUCUGACUAAAGAGCGAAAGGGGGCGACAUUUGAUGUGGAAAAAUUAACAAAUACCAUAUAUGGAGGGGCUGAAAAUGUCAGAAAACGUCGAUAUUUACAUAAUCUGGCCAUUCAAGAUCCAGUGCUCUCUCGUGCAAAACCAUGGGCAUUUCGAUCGCGGGAGGAAGAGUAUGAAACAUCGCUUUGGCAAAACAUUUACCUUCUGAAGAAAAUGGAGGAAAUGGGACUUAAAAAUGAAUUGGAGAGAAUGUACUACUUAGAAGCUGCUACUCCGUCACAGGCAAAUGCUAUUGGUGUACACUAUGGUAUGUUUAUCCCUGCUAUUGAAAAGCAGGGCACGGAGGAACAAAAAGCAAAAUGGCUUCCGCUGGCAAAAAGUUUGAAGAUUAUUGGAACAUACGCUCAGACGGAACUUGGUCACGGGACAUUUAUACGGGGACUAGAGACCACUGCUACAUACGAUCCUAAAACAAAAGAGUUCAUAUUGAAUUCUCCAACAGUGACGUCAACAAAGUACUGGCCCGGAAAUUUGGGAAAAACUUCAAACGUCUGUUUGGUAAUGGCUCAGUUGGAGACUCAAGGGAGACGACGCGGGAUUCAUUUGUUUAUGGUGCAGCUCCGGGAUCUGAACACCCACAAGUUACUGCCAGGCGUGGAGGCAGGUGAUAUUGGUCCCAAGUUUGGUUUUAAUGGUAAUGACAAUGGCUUCUUAAGAUUAGAUAAUGUCCGAAUACCACGAGAAAACAUGCUGAUGAGGUAUUCAAAGGUACUAGAGGAUGGUACUUAUGUAACACCCCCGGACCAGAGAAUUGCAUAUGGCACCAUGGUCUUAAUUCGCGCCAAAAUUGUUGGAAUGAUUUCAAGUUCUUUGGCAACGGCGUGCGUUAUCGCAGUGCGAUACAGCGCAGUUCGACGUCAAACCGAAGUCUCCCCAGGUGGGAUAGAGGCACAGGUAAUAGACUACCAGACUCAGCAGUACAAGUUGUUUCCAUUGGUGGCUACAGCGUACGCCAUGCAGAUCACUGGGAGAUUUAUCAUAGGUUACCAUGCAAAAGUAUCCUCUGAAAUCGACGCUGGUAAUCUGGAGUCAAUGAAUGUACUUCAUGCAGUGCUGUGUGGUCUAAAAGCAUUCAGCACGUGGGUAUGUACAUCAGGGAUAGAAACGUGCCGCUUGUGCUGUGGGGGACACGGGUACUCCCACGCCAGCGGUCUGCCCAAACUUUACACGAUGGCCACCCCAGGGUGUACAUACGAGGGUGAAAAUAACGUCAUGAUGCUACAAUUAGCCAGGUUUCUGAUAAAAGUGUAUCCCGAUGUAAAGAGAGGGGCUCCAGUCAGCCAGUUUCUACGUUGUUAUACCGUGGAUGUUUCUACAAAAUCCUGCAUGACAGAAGAAGUGGCGUUAGGUUGUCUUGUUAAAGCUUAUGAACACAGAGCAGCUAGAUUGCUUGAAAAUGCUGCCAGAAAUAUCGAGAGACUUGUUCGUUCCGGAAAGUCUAGACAGGAAGCUUGGAAUGCGUCCACUGUUCUACUCACGUGGGCGGCAACGGCAUUCUCUCAUCUGUUUGUCGUCAAUGCAUUUGUUGAGAAUGUAAACAAGAAUAAGACAAAGGAGAUAGAGGGCAUAUUGACCACUCUCUGUAAACUUUAUGCAGUCCAUGGAAUCAUAGAAAGACUAGGGGAAUUCAUUCAGGAUGGAUUCUUUAGCCCUGUACAAGUCACUUACCUUCAAAAUAAGCUGACUGAGCUGUUAGCGGAGAUGAGACCGGAUGCAGUGGCCUUAGUGGACGCGUUCGAUUACCCGGACCAGGUACUUGACAGUUGUCUCGGGCGGUAUGAUGGACAAGUCUACAAGGCCCUGUACGAAUACGCCAAAAACUCGCCUCUCAACGAGAAAGAGGUUUUGGAUUCCUAUUUCAAAUACAUCAAACCUGCUCAAGGGGGAGGAAGUCUAAUGUCUAGACUGUGAUGGCUGUCAAACUCUUUUUGUUUAUAUGGACUGUAUUAUAUUUUGUUUGGGAAUAAAAUACAAUUAUUUUUUUUAAAAAGACACCAUAUUUUUUCAAAAUAAUUCUUGUAUGUUCACAGUGCCGUGAACCAAGACAAACUACUCUCAGAUAAAUUAAUGUUACAGUGAUUUCAGUGUCCUGUUUGAAGUCAGUAUUUCGAUCAAUAUAAUAUGACACUUGACAUUUGAUUUUCGGUGAAAGCUGAUUUAACCAUAAAAGUAAUGGUGUUAUUUUGUAAAAAUUGUGACUUAAAUUUGUUCCAUUUCAAGUGUACAUGUUUUCUUUUUUACAUACCAAUACUUCCAAACAAUCACAUACAAAUAUCUUUGUCUGCUGAAAGACAGAUUUUUUAAUAUAGAGUGUUUGUUUAACAUACU
Messenger RNA from Saccostrea cuccullata (small rock oyster), 2604 nucleotides. Its product is annotated as peroxisomal acyl-coenzyme A oxidase 1-like. Gene Ontology annotation, cellular component: peroxisome. The record is from RefSeq and is a predicted model, not a curated record. Bases 193 to 2187 code for a protein of 664 amino acids. The transcript is spliced from 14 exons. NCBI's taxonomy places the organism in Eukaryota, Metazoa, Mollusca, Bivalvia, Ostreida, Ostreidae. Gene Ontology annotation, molecular function: fatty acid binding; FAD binding; acyl-CoA oxidase activity. Gene Ontology annotation, biological process: fatty acid beta-oxidation using acyl-CoA oxidase; lipid homeostasis.